Messenger RNA from Plectropomus leopardus (leopard coralgrouper), 1734 nucleotides. The record is from RefSeq and is a predicted model, not a curated record. Lineage: Eukaryota; Metazoa; Chordata; Actinopteri; Perciformes; Serranidae.
AUGCAUCCCCAGUGGUGUGUGGUGAGGGACCUGUCGGGACAUUUUGCGACAGUGGAGAAUGAGAAGCCGGCUCCAUGUGCUCAAGCGGGGAAUGGUCGGCGUUGUACCAUCAAUGGCACAGAGUGUCGAGCUGGCUGGCCAGGCCCUAACCAUGGAAUCACCCAUUUUGACAACCUGGGCUUUUCAAUGUUGACCGUCUACCAGUGUAUCACCACACAGGGGUGGACAGAUGUCCUUUACUGGGUAAACGAUGCUAUAGGAAUGGAAUGGCCAUGGAUCUAUUUUACCACACUCAUCCUGGUUGGCUCCUUCUUCGUACUGAACCUUGUUUUGGGUGUGCUCAGUGGCGAGUUCACAAAAGAGCGGGAGAAGGCCAAGUCUCGUGGAGAGUUUCAGAAGCUGAGGGAAACCCAGCAGCUGGAUGAAGACCUCAAGGGCUAUAUGGAGUGGAUUACUCAGGCUGAGGUCAUGGACAAUGACCAGGAGGGACAGAGUCUGCUCAACACUGAAAAUGGAGGAUCAGAGACUGGAACUGUCAGCAAAAUGGACACAACUCAGUUGAUCAUCUUUUACUAUAAACUGGCUCGCAAGUGGAAUCGUUGGUUACGGCGUAAAUGUAGAGUGUAUGUGAAGUCCAGACUGUUCUACUGGUGGGUGAUAAUGCUUGUCUUCCUAAAUACACUGGCCAUCGCAACAGAACACCACAAACAAUCUCAGAGACUCACAAACUGGCAAGACAGUGCCAAUAAGCUACUGCUGUCUAUGUUUGCCCUUGAGAUGUUCAUGAAGAUGUAUGCUCUGGGCUUGCCCUCUUACUUCAUGUCUCUCUUCAAUCGCUUUGACUGCUUUGUGGUGUCAACUGGCAUUAUGGAGCUCAUCCUUGUCCACAUGGGUGUUAUGUCAGUAAUGGGUAUUUCUGUGCUGCGCUGCAUACGCCUGCUCCGCUUGCUCAAAGUCACCAGAUACUGGACAUCUCUUAGUAAUCUGGUGGCCUCUCUCUUGAACUCAGUCCGUUCCAUUGCCUGCUUGCUGCUGCUCCUCUUCCUUUUCAUCGUUAUCUUCUCCCUGCUGGGUAUGCAGGUGUUUGGGGGGAAGUUUAACUUUCCCAAUCAACUCAAACCCCGCAGCACCUUUGACAGUUUUCCUCAGGCCCUCAUCACUGUGUUCCAGAUCCUGACAGGUGAGGACUGGAAUGCUGUCAUGUACGAUGGCAUCAUGGCUCAUGGAGGACCCAGCAUGCCUGGAAUCCUAGUUAGCAUCUACUUCAUCAUCCUAUUUGUCUGUGGAAAUUUCAUCCUCCUAAAUGUCUUCCUGGCCAUUGCUGUUGAUAAUUUGGCAGAGGCUGAGUCUCUGACUUUGGCACAGAAAGAGAAAGCAGAGGAGAAAAAACGCAAGAAAGCUCUCAGGGCCAACAUGCCUGGCAAGAUGUCAGAAGAGAAAGCAAAUCUGGCAAAGAAGUUGGCUGAGCAAAGAGCCAAAGGUGUAGAGGGCAUCCCUACAACUGCCAAGCUCAAAAUUGACGAGUUUGAGUCCAAUGUCAAUGAGAUCAAAGACCCUUUUCCUCCAGCAGACUUUCCUGGUGAUGAUGAGGAGGAAGAUCCUGAGAUCCCAGAAAGCCCUAGACCUCGUCCAAUGGCAGAUCUGCAGUUAAAGGAGGAAGCAGUGCCAAUGCCAGAGGCCAGCUCGUUUUUUAUCUUUGGACCUCAGAACAAGUAUGAUACUGGUUGGGGUUGA